AUGUUGGGUUUCACCAGCUUAAUUAAUCAACCAAGUGCAACUGAACGAACAAGCAUGUUGUGUGCAAGACUCAGGGAUGUGAAGAAGAUCCUUGUUAUAUGGGACGAUGUUUGGGCCAAACUUGAUUUGGCAGCCGUGGGCAUUCCAUUUGGUCGUGAUCACAAGGGUUGCAAAAUCAUAAUCACAACACGGCGUGAGCAAGUAUGCAAUUCCAUGGGAAUGGAAACGCUGAGGACAAAGAUUGUUCAUCUCAGUGUUUUAUCUGAAAAUGAUUCAUGGCACUUGUUCAAAAAGAAUGUUGGCCAUGUUGUUGACUCUAACGUGUUGACUGUCGUCGCUAAUGAGGUUUGUAAAGAAUGUGGAGGCCUACCAAUAGCACUUGUUACGGUUGGAAGUGCAAUGAAGAAUAAUGAUGACCCUACUUUAUGGGAUGAGGCAGCUCGAGAAUUGAGAAAAUCAGUGCCAACAAACAUUGAAGGUGUCAAUCAACAUGUGUACAAAAGUCUUAAGUUGAGCUAUGACUAG
Molecule: messenger RNA, 525 nt
Organism: Camellia sinensis
Lineage: Eukaryota; Viridiplantae; Streptophyta; Magnoliopsida; Ericales; Theaceae
Source: RefSeq, a predicted model, not a curated record